This is a messenger RNA of Triticum dicoccoides, 1557 nucleotides long. RefSeq names its product keratin, type I cytoskeletal 9-like. Lineage: Eukaryota; Viridiplantae; Streptophyta; Magnoliopsida; Poales; Poaceae. The record is from RefSeq and is a predicted model, not a curated record. The transcript is spliced from 3 exons. The coding region runs from base 481 to 1557 and encodes 358 amino acids.
AGUCAUCUUAGGAGUAGCACCAUGACCUAGGUGGCUGUAGAUUGGCUGAGGAGGAGCACCGCGACCAGCUUAAUUUCCAAUCAGAGCGCUGCACAAAAGGAAGCAAAAUCAGCAUUUAAUAGGAUGUCUUUUCAGCUCUCCAUGCAGGCCCACGUACGUGAUACUCCAGCCGCGAUCAACGCCCAGCAUGCAAAACUGUCUUCAAUAUCCUGCCUAACCAACGCCCAGCCGCGAUGCAUGCAUUUGCCGUUCUCGUGCGAGCGCCUCCUCUUCCUCCCCGCGCAUCUUCUUCCUCGGCGCGCCUCCUCUGGCCGAAAAUUUUCAGUCCAAAUCUUCCUCCCGCGUAUCCUCCUUCCUCCCCGCGCCUCCUUUAGCUCCAAAUUUUUGGUUUUAGAUCAACCGCGCGAAGCUGUGAAAUACAUCUAUAAAUAGGUUACCCCAUGGCUGCAACUUCUCACAUUCAUCUUCCUCCUCCCGUCAAUGGUGAUGUUCGAUCUCAACGAGCCACCACCAGUAGAUGAAGUAGUGGAGGAUGGAGCAGGCCGUGGUGGAGAGGAUGGAGGAAGCUGGCCGCCGCCACCAGAAGCGCUGGUGGUAGGUGCUCGAGAUCGAGGCACAGCAGAUGCCGUCGUCCUAGGUGGUCGCCGGCCGCCACCUCUAGGCAUGGCAGGCCGUCCGCGUGGCGGCUUCUUCUAUACCAGCGGUGAUACGACGCCGGGGCUCCCACCGCUCGGCCUAGUUCGUCGUCCUCGCGCCGUCUAUACUCCAAGCAUCGGCGAUGCAGCGUCGGACAUGCCACCGUCCGGCCUCCUUGGACGAACCAUGCCAAGCUUUACGAUAGGCACGGCAGGAAGCGAGCCAGUCGUCCCCGUGCGCCGCGUUGGGCUGUCCCGUAGGCCUCGCGGCGGUUGUACCGGUGAGGCAGGAUCCAGUCGUGGUGGCGGGAGCAAUCGGGCACGAGGUGCAGUCCGUCCUCGCGGUGGUGCAUCUAGUGGCUCCGCUAUGGGCGGGAGCAGCGUUGAGGGAUCUGCCGUCCAAGGUCUGUACCUUGGCGACGGCCUGGAGGAGCAGAACGGGCACAGGCAGGAGCAUGGCGGCGGUGGUACGGGUCGUGGCGGCGGGAUUAAUUUGGUACGAGGUGCAGCCCGUCCUCGGCGUCCUCGCGGUGGUGCAUCAAGUGGGUCGGCUACAGGCGGGAGCAGCGUUGCGGGUUCUCCUGCUGGACGUGACGACGGUGACGAACAAGUGCGAGGCGGCAACGUCGGCACGAACAAUGUGCAAGCUCCAGCAAGGACAUAUGGCCGACCUCCAAGGAGCACUAGGGGUCGAGGUUCAAGAAAAGGCAGUGGCAGUGGGACUUCGCGCACCCCUGGUGUCGAAGAAAAUGGCGUGGGCAUUGGAUACGCUGGUGGCUUCGAUAGCAACUACACCUUUGGAAACUUUCAAUCUGCUCAUGAUGCUGGUGUCUUUGAGCACAUGGACGCUUGCCCGCCUCUACCAGAGUUUCCUCUAGCCCCAAAGAAGAUACUGGACCUAAGUAAGUCAUGCAACAUAUGA